Messenger RNA from Coregonus sp. 'balchen', 8479 nucleotides. The record is from the annotation of a GenBank genome assembly. NCBI's taxonomy places the organism in Eukaryota, Metazoa, Chordata, Actinopteri, Salmoniformes, Salmonidae.
CAGUGCCAAAACGUCCGGAGAUGCACUGGUCCUGUCACGGCUUAUCUUCACUCCUCACCGUCAACCCAACCAUGAAGGACGGAUGACACCUCGGAGACCUGGACCCGUCGCUUGGAUGAACUGACCUAAGGCGAUAAAUGUUCACUCCAACUUUGUUUUCCGAGUUUCAUUGGAAUAUGUGAACGCCAGCAGGAUGAAGGCAGCAGCGUGGAGUGUUCUCCUCCUGUGCGCAUGCACGCAAACCGUGUCCGUGUCCGGGGUCCAAGGCUCGGCAGUUGCCCCAACGGACACAACAGCAUCCACCUCCUCUGCUCCUGUUACCCCCACUGACGACCAAAGCACUGGACUGGUGGUGAGGAAAAAUGCGGAGGCAUAUAAUACCCUAGGGCUAUUUUAUUAUUCAUCCAGCAUGGAUUAUUUAUUCCAGCAAGUUGCUGUCAUUUAUGGAUGGCCUCUGAAGUGAAAAUUGUGAAUCGAAAGAAUUGUGAAUGCAAAUUCACUACCAAAAGUGAUAAAUCAUAUGCCUUUAUCUGAUUUUGUAUCAUAAUUUUUUUUUCACUUGACAUCGUUGCCUGCAAGGCCAGUGUUGCGCAAGCUUAUAUUUUUUAUUGUGAAACUGGGCUCACAUGGAUAUGGACCUGUACCUUCACAGGAUUAGUUUAGAUACUGUACAUAGACACACUUUGAAGAGCAGUCAAACUCUGAUUUUCACUUAUCUAAUCUUCACUUAGUUUAGUGAUCUCUUUACCCUCUCAAAAUGUCCACUUCUGCUACCCAACAUAUGUCUCUAUGCAGCACACAUUUUAUGACUGACCUACUAUAAUGCCUCUCAAUCCAAUGCCUCUGUUUCCUGUCCCAGGAUUGGCUGACCAGGUAUGGCUACCUCCCGCCCUCAGACCCCUCUACUGGACAGCUACAGGCCUGGACAGCUGUCACUCAUGCUGUUAGAGCCAUGCAGAGGUUCGCAGGCCUGGAGGAGACAGGAGUUGCAGGUGAGAAAAUAGAAAUAGGGUUGGGACAAUUAGGUUGAUUAUAUCCAUCCUCUCUGUGUUGCUCUCGCUCCUUCUCCGUCUCUGUCUCUUUCUCUUUUUCUCUCCCGAUCUCUCUCUCCCUCUCUCUCUCAUUCACUCCUGUAUUACUGACCUAUUGUUGACCUCCUCUCUCUCUGUCCUCUCUCAGAUGAGGAGACACUGGCUCUGAUGCGAGCCCCACGAUGUUCACUGCCAGAUGAAGGGGAGGAGCCAAGACCACUGGCCAAUCAGCUCCAGGAGGGGCAGAGCCUGAGGAGAAAGAGGGCUGUGACCACAUGGACACGAAGGAACAUCAACUGGAGGUUCAUAAGACUACUGCUCACUAUUCCUCCUUCUUCAUCUCUGUAUCUUCACUCUCAAUCCCUCUCUAAUUCUCCCUAGGUUGCGUUCAUACCCCACCUCCUCCUCCCUCUCCCGUGAGACGAUUCGCUCCCUGGUGUUCUACGCCCUGAGGGUGUGGGCGGACCCAACCCCGCUGGAGUUCCACGAGGUCAGUCUCUUUCCCUGGAUGUGUUAGUUGAAUAUAAAUAUAUUCUCUCUCACUCUCGCUCUCGCUCUCUCGCGUUCUCUCGCUCUCUCGCGCUCUCUCGCUCUCUCUCUCUUCACUUCCUGUUUCUCCUGUUGCCAGGUGGGAGGCUCAGAAGGGGCAGACAUGCAGGUGGACUUCCUCCACGGUUUCCAUGGUGAUGGAUACCCCUUUGACGGGGCUGGGGGAGCUGUUGGCCACGCCUUUUUCCCCUCUGACCCUGCUAGAGCAGGCGGAGUACACCUGGACGCCGAGGAGGAGUGGGCGUUCCGUCAGCCAGGUGAGUGACAACCAAAAGAACCAGAGACAGCAGAGAGAGGUACUGGGUGAUUCAAGGGCCCAAUUCCAAGUCAAACAGUAGAUCAGAAAAUUAAGGAUAGUAUUCGUAUUACACUGAUAGCGCCGUGUAGCCCUCUGGUAGGUGGAAUUUAAGUUUGAGUCUCCACUGAGGUUCACAAUAGAAAUGGGUUUGGAUGUAAGUUUUCAAUUUGGAGAAUGUUAUGGACACAGUCAACACACUACUAACAGUCACCCUAACCCCCCCCCCCCCCGCCUCACCCCAGCCUCUGAGGGUACUGACCUGUUCACGGUCCUGGUGCAUGAGUUUGGCCAUGCCCUGGGUUUGUCCCACUCGUCUGCCAGGCGCUCUGUGAUGAGACCCUACUACCAGGGCCCCGUAGGAGACCCUCUACACUACCGCCUGGGCCCCCAUGACCUGGAGCACAUCACCAGGCUCUACGGUCAGUCUCUGUGUGUUUGUGUGUGUAUGUGUAUAUGUGUGGGUGUGUGAUGGGUUCUGAAACGACGGUGUUGUGUUUGCAGGUAAUAGAAAUCACUUCAUGGUCACAGACGUUCCCCGGUUGGCUCCUGAACCUCAGCUGCGGCAUCGCGACAGGCACGGACACCGACACAGACACAGGUACUGACACACUUCAGACACAAGGACACAGAGAGGGAAACAAAAGAGGAUAAGGCUUUAGCCACUCAACAAAUAACUCUCUCCCCCAUCUCGGCAUUCCCUCCCUCCCUUUCACUCCUCCUCUCUGUUGCUCUCUCCUUCUCUUUCAGCCAUUUUGUAGACCGCUGUAACACUAGCUUUGAUGCAGUGGCCAACAUUAGGGGAGAGACGUUCUUCUUUAAAGGUGAGUGUGGUGUAGAUAGGCUCCCUAUUGGUUGGCUGCUGUGACUAUUGUCCCCAGGUUCCCUCAUUAUUCUAGUGGCAUGAUCGCCCCCUGGUGGAUAUAUCCACAAUUGCAGGACUGUGUACUGAACUGAACUCUGUCUCACCUCUCUUCAUCUUUCCUUCACCCCAUACUCCUUUCUCUCUUUCUACCCUUCCUACCGUACCUUCCUCCUCUCUGUUCCUCACUUCUCUCCCACCCUCUUUCACCUUCUACAUUAUUAUUUUUUCCUUUCUCAUCUGUCACCUCCUCACCUCCCUCUUCUCUCUCUGGCAGGGCUGAGUAUGUGGCGGGUCAGUACUGGGGGGCUGGUGUCGGGCCGGGGGGCCUCGGUGAGGAGGUUGUGGGGGGGUCUGCCCCCUAACCUGCCCCCUCUGCAGGCUGUGUUGGAGAGACACUCAGACCACGCCAUCAUCUUCAUCACUGGUAGGUAACCUCUGACCCCAGUCACCCCACACACUCCACCUGCACACAGAUAGCUCUGGGUAGAAGUUGCCCUUAGGCACAGAUCUGGGAUCAGCAUUCCAUCCCUGACUCCUAACCUUAACCAUUUUUAGAGGGGAAAUUAUAAACUGACCUUAGAUUAGAGUCUGGAGGUUAUUCUACUCCACAUAGUAUCACAAUGCAGAAGUGACACAUUAUCAACAACAGUGGAGAAUUAGUGCUACUCAACUGACUAAACUGUUAGAGUUUUUAUCAAUUGCUUGAGAACAUUUGUCCAAACAGAAUUCACUUUUUCAAAACAAUUAACAAAAUGCAAAAAGAGACUCAAAACAUUAGAUACAUUACACAAAAUCAAACAUACAGCCUCUUUUUUAUGUCUGUGACAUUGGUUGAUACUAUAAUUAUAUAGUAAAAAAUAUAAUAUAUUAUUUUUUCCUAAAAGGAUGUUACCAAAGAUGACCAAUGCAGAAACAAUGUCACUCAAGAGCAUGAAUAUCCAGAAACAAAAGGCUUUAUUUGACCUUUUUCCAUUUGAACUGAGAGCUGAACUAUCUUCCUCUAUGGGCCCCUCUACCGCUCCUUUGUCCUUGCCCUCAGCCUCUUACUUGGUCCAUGCUUGCAUACAGCUACUCAGAGGUGACCUCUUUGAUGCAUGAAUAAGGACUGAUUGCAGAUUGAAGAAUUGUGCAAAGAAGUUUUGCACACGUGCAGAAGAGGUGCACAUUCAUGGGAGUAAUUUGUAUCAGCUGUGACUCAUUUUGUUUGUCAUGAUUUACUCAACUGAGUUUUGCGUCUUUUGUAGAGAGUUGCGUUUACUGUUUUGCAAAAAUGUGCUUAGCUUUUGCAUUGUGUGUGAAAGCAAUGAGAAAUUACUUAAAGCUUUGCAAAAAAGAAUACUGUUGUGCUCAUUAGGUUAUGAUGGAGAUCAAGUGGACCCCAGUUUCAUUAAAAGUGUCGUAGCAAUCUAGAAAAACUGUAGCAGUAUGAUUCUAGCCUCUCUCUCCGCCCCUAUUCAUACAGUGCAUUCGGAAAGUAUUCAGACCUGUUGACUUUUUACACAUUUUGUUACGUUACAGCCUUACUCUAAAAUUGAUUGAAAAAAAUCUCAGCAAUCUACACACAAUACCCCAUAAUGACAAAGUGAAAAAAGGUUUUUAGAAUUUUUGCAAAUGUAUUACAAAUAAAAAACAGAAAUACCUUAUUUACAUAAAUAUUCAGACCCUUUGCUAUGAGACUCAAAAUUGAGCUGAGGUGCAUCCUGUUUCCACUGAUCAUCCUUGAGAUGUUUCUACAUCUUGAUUGGAGUUGACCUGUGGUAAAUUCAAUUGAUUGGACAUGAUUUGGAAAGGCACACACCUGUCUAUAUAAGGUCCCACAGUUGACAUUGCAUAACAGAACAAAAACCAAGCCAUGAGGUCGAAGGAAUUGUCCAUAGAGCUCAGAGACAGGAUUGUGUCGAGGCACAGAUCUGGGGAAGGGUACCCAAAAAUGUCUGCAGCAUUGAAGGUCCCCAGCAUUGAAGGUCCCCAAGAACACAAUGGCCUCCAUCAUUCUUAAAUGGAAGAAGUUUGGAACCAUCAUGUCUCUUCCUAGAGCUGGCCGCCCAGCCAAACUGAGCAAUCGGGGGAGAAGGGCCUUGGUCAGGGAGGUGACCAAGAACCCGAUGGUCACUCUGACAGAGCUCCAGAGUUCCUCUGUGGAGAUGGGAUAAACUUCCAGAAGGACAACCAUCUCUGCAGCACUCCACCAAUUAAGCCUUUAUGGUAGAGUGGCCAGACAGAAGCCACUCCUCAGUAAAAGGCACAUGACAGCCCGCUUGGAGUUUGCCAAAAGGCACCUAAAGGCUCUCAGACCAUGAGAAACAAGAUUCUCUGGUUUGAUGAAACCAAGAUUGAACUGUUUGACCUGAAAGCGAAGCGUCACAUCAGGAGGAAACCUGGCACCAUCCCUACGGUGAAGCAUGGUGGUGGCAGCAUCAUGCUGUGGGGAUGUUUUUCAGCGGCAGGGACUGGGAGAGUAGUCAGGAUCGAGGCAAAGAUGAACGGAGCAAAGUACAGAGAGAUCCUUGAUGAAAACCUGCUCCAGAGCUCUCAGGACAUCAGACUGGGGCGAAGGUUCACCUUUUAACAGGUCAACGACCCUAAGCACACAGCCAAGACAACGCAGGAGUGGCUUCGGGACAAGUCUCUAAAUGACCUUGAGUGACCCAGCCAGAGCCGGACUUGAACCCGAUUGAACAUCUCUGGAGAGACCUGAAAAUAGCUGUGCAGCGACACUCCCCAUCCAACCUGACAGAGCUUGAGAGGAUCUGCAGAGAAGAAUGGGAGAAACUCCCCAAAUACAGGUGUGCCAAGCUUGUAGCGUCAUACCCAAGAAGACUUGAGGCUGCACUGCCAAAGGUGCUUUAACAAAGUACUGAGUAAAGGGUCUGAAUACUUAUGUGAAAACCUGUUUUUGCUUUGUCAUUUUGGGGUAUUAUGUAUAGAUUGAUGGGGGAUAAAAACAAUUUAAUCCCUUUUAGAAUAAGGCAGUAACGUAACAAAAUGCGGAAAAGGUCAAGAGGUCUGAAUACUUUCCGAAUGCACUGUAUACCCUUAUGAAUUGUAAACCAAACCUCAACCUUAAGGAGAUGCUUUAUAGCCUCUUUCUGUUUUAUGUUUUAGGGUCCCAGUUUUGGCUGUUCAAGGACCUCUCUCUCCAGGAGGGCUACCCCCGCCCCCUCUCAGCCCUGACGAAACGGGGAGAGACAGAAGGAAAGGGAGGAGAGGAGGAGCAGGGCAUGAUGUGGGACCCAGAGGAAGGACCAGUGUGGGGGGACAUUGGAGAGGGGGAAGCAGGAGGAGAGGAAGAAGAGAGUGACACCUGGACCGAGCUCAUCAGAGGAGGAGUGAACGGAAUUACCACAGAGCGAGACGGUGAGAGAGAGUGAGAGAGAGAGCAACGAGGAAAGCAGAGACUGGGAUUCUAUGAGAAGGACUAUGUAAAAUAUGAUAUGUUAGAGACACCUCACACAAUGUACAAUACAUGUGUGAAUGUAUGUCAACAAACAUUAAGCCCCAUGCUAUAUCACUUCAAAUACAGUGGGGAAAAAAAGUAUUUAGUCAGCCACCAAUUGUGCAAGUUCUCCCACUUAAAAAGAUGAGAGAGGCCUGUAAUUUUCAUCAUAGGUACACGUCAACUAUGACAGACAAAAUGAGGAAAAAAAAUCCAGAAAAUCACAUUGUAGGAUUUUUUAUGAAUUUAUUGGCAUAUGAUGGUGGAAAAUAAGUAUUUGGUCAAUAACAAAAGUGUCUCAAUACUUUGUUAUAUACCCUUUGUUGGCAAUGACACAGGUCAAACGUUUUCUGUAAGUCUUCACAAGGUUUUCACACACUGUUGCUGGUAUUUUGGCCCAUUCCUCCAUGCAGAUCUCCUCUAGAGCAGUGAUGUUUUGGGGCUGUCGCUGGGCAACACAGACUUUCAACUCCCUCCAAAGAUUUUCUAUGGGGUUGAGAUCUGGAGACUGGCUAGGCCACUCCAGGACCUUGAAAUGCUUCUUACGAAGCCACUCCUUCGUUUUCCGGGCGGUGUGUUUGGGAUCAUUGUCAUGCUGAAAGACCCAGCCACGUUUCAUCUUCAAUGCCCUUGCUGAUGGAAGGAGGGUUUCACUCAAAAUCUCACGAUACAUGGCCCCAUUCAUUCUUUCCUUUACACGGAUCAGUCGUCCUGGUCCCUUUGCAGAAAAACAGCCCCAAAGCAUGAUGUUUCCAACCCCAUGCUUCACAGUAGGUAUGGUGUUCUUUGGAUGCAACUCAGCAUUCUUUGUCCUCCAAACAUGACGAGUUGAGUUUUUACCAAAAAGUUAUAUUUUGGUUUCAUCUGACCAUAUGACAUUCUCCCAAUCCUCUUCUGGAUCAUCCAAAUGCACUUCAGACGGGCCUGGACAUGUACUGGCUUAAGCAGGGGGACAUGUCUCGCACUGCAGGAUUUGAGUCCCUGGCGGCGUAGUGUGUUACUGAUGGUUGGCUUUGUUACUUUGGUCCCAGCUCUCUGCAGGUCAUUCACUAGGUCCCCCCGUGUGGUUCUGGGAUUUUUGCUCACCGUUCUUGUGAUCAUUUUGACCCCACGGGGUGAGAUCUUGCGUGGAGCCCCAGAUCGAGGGAGAUUAUCAGUGGUCUUGUAUGUCUUCCAUUUCCUAAUAAUUGCUCCCACAGUUGAUUUCUUCAAACCAAGCUGCUUACCUAUUGCAGAUUCAGUCUUCCCAGCCUGGUGCAGGUCUACAAUUUUGUUUUUGGUGUCCUUUGACAGCUCUUUGGUCUUGGCCAUUGUGAAGUUUGGAGUGUGACUGUUUGAGGUUGUGGACAGGUGUAUUUUAUACUGAUAACAAGUUCAAACAGGUGCCAUUAAUACAGGUAACGAGUGGAGGACAGAGGAGCCUCUGAAAGAAGAAGUUACAGGUCUGUGAGAGCCAGAAAUCUUGCUUGUUUGUAGGUGACCAAAUACUUAUUUUCCACCAUAAUUUGCAAAUAAAUUCAUUAAAAAUCCUACAAUGGGAUUUUCUGGAUUUUUUUUCCUCAAUUUGUCUGUCAUAGUUGACGUGUACCUAUGAUGAAAAUUACAGGCCUCUCUCAUCUUUUUAAGUGGGAGAACUUGCACAAUUGGUGGCUGACUAAAUACUUUUUUUCCCCACUGUACAUGUGUAUUUCUUUUAAUGUAUAUUUGAGUAUUUUCAAAUGCACAGCCCAAACAAAUACUUUUAUUUUGCAAAAACCAAAUAGUGUACCAAAUUGUAUUUUCAAAUACUUAUUUCAAAUACUAUUUAUACUGUAUUUCCAAAUACAUUUCACAUGUUGUCAAAUAAAGGUUAUCAGAAUACUUGUUUUGAAAUGUAAUGAAAAGUAAUUGAAAUACUAGGUCUGAUCACUUCCUCAGGCUCCAUCUACCUCUUCAAAGGAGAUUUAUAUUGGAAGUUCCCCCACCCAGCCUCCGUCCCAGAGGCAGGAUACCCUCGAUCCCUGGCCACCGAUUGGUUGGACUGCCCUCACCCCUCCACACCUGUCCUAGACGACUUCUCUCUCUCUCUGUCUCCCCCUACUGGACGACAGGAGCUCCUCGAGAGGAGGAAGGAGGAGAGGGAGAGAGAAGAGAGCGGAGGCCAGAGGAGGGGCCAUGGCCUGGACAGAGACACCGACAGAGACACAGACAGAGAGGGACUGCAGCACUGGCCCUGCACUUGCCUGAAUGGAGCGAAAGUUGGCAGCGUGAGCGUGACUUUGUUCAUAAGUGCCCUGCUGUUGACUCUCCUCCCCCUGAUAACU